GGAGAAUAACGCGUGGCUGGAGAAACAAUUGAAAAACGGAUAAGAUAAUGCAGCAAAAGGAUGAUCAAAUUAUGAAGCUGCAGGCCCAAUUAUUGGAACAACACAAAAUAUUAGAUAACAGCAAAGCUAAGGAUGCUCAAAUUUUGAGUCUACAAACUCAGCUAGGGGAAAAGAACAAAUUGGAACGGAACAGUUUCCAAACAGUGAAGGAGGUUUCUCCAAACUCAUCCCUAACUGAACGUGAGGAUGAAUUGGCAUUAGGUGAACACAGUCAGUUAUUCAGUCUAUCACCUGACAGUGUGUUAAAGUUAAAUUCUGUUAGUGCUGCACUAAAAGAAUUGUUAGUAAUAAGUCCAUGCAGCAAAGAAAGUGAAAAAUUGUGGGACCAUAUUUGGGCUGAAAAUGGGUGUGGUACGGAAACCCAGAAAUGGCAUGAGUUCAACAUAAAACAUGGAUUAGAAUUUUAGUGGGGGAUCAAGUCAAGUCUGGAAGUGUAACAGGAUGGAAGAGUCAGCCUGUAGUUGAAAAAACACAGAGUGCAUUACCAGGUAUGAGGUAAAGUAAUAGAGUGAUGCAAAUUGUCUAAUGAGAAGUACCAUCUUGUGUUAAUGAAUCUGGUACAACAGCAAUCCUUUAUAGUUCUGUCACAGCUAGAAGCCUCAAAUAAUUCUGCUUCUCUUGCUAAAAAACAACUUGUCCUUUACGUUCAGAGUGUUGGUGAAGCUGGGUACUUAAAUGGCCCUAAAGAUGUUUCAUUUCGUUGGCAUUGCAGCGAUGAACAUCAUACAUGGACUUUUUAGGAAAGGAUUUUCAGCAUACUGGGAACACAACUAUCAACAAUGCAACAUUCUACGGGUGCUAUUUUAUCAUUCAAGAACCUUAUACAAUGAUUUUCAUCUGCAAUUUGUAUGGCCUUUCCCAAGCUUCUGCCAGAAGUUGAAUCUAUGAGUCAUGUAAGUCACAUGAGCAACAAUUGAGAUGCUUAAUGGUGUUGUUUUUCUUUUCUCAGCAUAGGUUAAUAGUAACAUUGGAUCUGAAAAGAUUUUUGG
This is a messenger RNA of Daphnia carinata, 1049 nucleotides long. RefSeq lists its product as uncharacterized. Lineage: Eukaryota; Metazoa; Arthropoda; Branchiopoda; Diplostraca; Daphniidae. The transcript has 6 exons. The coding region runs from base 48 to 467 and encodes 139 amino acids. The record is from RefSeq and is a predicted model, not a curated record.